Molecule: messenger RNA, 1941 nt
Organism: Hibiscus syriacus
Lineage: Eukaryota; Viridiplantae; Streptophyta; Magnoliopsida; Malvales; Malvaceae
Exons: 13
Coding region: 141-1832 (563 amino acids)
Biological process (GO): nuclear membrane organization
Cellular component (GO): nuclear envelope
Source: RefSeq, a predicted model, not a curated record
GGGAAUUUGGAAAUAACGGUUAUUAACCACUCCAGAAAAAGUAAAACAACAAUAAAAAACGGAUGAAAUCAAAUAAAUCACAAUGGCCUGAGCCUGACGGACCACUUUCUAACUAAUCAGCUUAUCUUUCUUCCUCCAAUAUGGCCACCGUUUCUGGAGCUUCCCCACACCGAGACUCUCAAUCGGGUGCCGUGUCACCCGACACGCCUUACGACCGCCCCGGGUUUCUCAAUUCAGCCCUGCAAAAUCAUAAUUGGAUCUCCAGGAACAUUUUUCCUCCCACUCGCUCCAUUGUUACUGGUGCCGGCCGAGUGCUCGCCUCUGUUCUUGGCUUUGAAUCCUCCUCCUCUUCUUCAUCUUCGGAAUGCGGUUCUUGUUCAGAUGACACUCAUGACAACAAUGAUGACCAGGAAGUUUCAUCUCAAGGGGUUCAUGCAAUUGAAUAUAGAGUGCCCCAAUCUUUUGCAGGAAAGACUGAAUCCAAGUGUCUAAUAGAGCAGCUUCUCAUGGAGGAGUCUUUCUCGAGGCAAGAGUGUGAUAAACUAACAGAUAUUAUCAAGUCAAGAGUUGUGGAUUCUCCAUCAAUCUGUGGCUUGGGGCUUGGGCGACUAGGUGAAACACCUGAGAGAACAGCUGUUUUGGAGGCAACAAAGUUGUUGGAGGAGAAGAAGUCAGGAUCAAAUGAUAAGUCAGAAGGGCACCAUGGGACCGCUGCUCUGAAUUCCGUUAUGCUGAAACAUGAUGUUGAACGUGAAGUGGGAUUACCUGUGGACUUGGCCAAGUCAUACAAGCAAACUUGUCCUCCAUGGGCAUCACCUUCUAAGAACAAUACUGAAUUUAGAUCUCCAUCAUCAGUUGUGAUGUCACUUUUCAAGGAAGACACACCAUAUUCAAUUGGGAGCAAUUUCCUGUACUCAUCCAAGCGGAAAAGAAAUUCUCUUGCCACCGGCUCAUGGAACAUCCAAGAUGAAAUACGAAAAGUGAGAUUUAAAGCAACGGAAGAAAUGCUGAGGAAUCUGUCGUCCUCAAAAAUUGAUUGGCCUUCAAUUCCAUUAGAACAUAAGAAGGGUCCUGAUUCUAUAGCUGCCAAUAACUUAGGACCUGCUAGGGAAGACAAGGUACAGAUCUCUAAAAGGCCGGUGGAUGUGUCUAUAGACCUUGCUGCAAAAUCAGUUCCACAGCUUACAAAAGAUUUAUUUCAUAUUGAUGCUUUACAAGACCAGGUUAUGCAACCCACUCAAAGCAUUAAGGAGGAAAAAGAUGAGACAUUAGAAGUGGGACCAAUACUUCAAUCAACAGUAUAUGUGAAGACUGAAACACAUAGUGAUGUUGAUGCUCCCGAGGCCUAUCAUUUAAAGGAAUCCAACGGGUCUAUCCAACCAUUUAGCUGUACUAGGGAAGGAACUGCUCAGGAUUCACAAGUAGAAGAAAAAAACUGUUGGAAAUUAAACGAAGUUGCUGGAAUACGCAGCCCCACCAGGUUCCCUUCAGGAUCCAAUAUGUCUUCUGAAGUGGAUAAAGAGAAAAAUCAUGGACCAAUUAUUAGCGAGGAAAACAAGGCAGGUGCAUGCAGAGAUGAGAAUAGGUAUAGAGUUGUGGCAGAGGAGAAGCGUGAGCUUUUGUGUGAGGCUCCUACGGUAAAUGAAACCGAUGCUGCUGACUCUGGUUCCCACCGCAGUUGGAGCAUGCAGAAUGAAGGUUCACCACAAGACCAGAAUACACCAACAUCAAAAGCCAGUUCGACAGGCAAACGUGACUUUACUAUAGAGCAGCAGCAACAGAGAGAGAAAGUGAGCAGAUACAACAUGCGAAACAGAGGACCGCACAGAUGAGUUAACUGUAAAAUGACCUGUGUAAACUAUAGCCGAGGCAAAAGAUAACGGCAUGACAGAGAGAACAUUCGUAAGCGAUAGUAAAAUUCACAAAUGAUAUCAGAGCUGU